Molecule: messenger RNA, 1251 nt
Organism: Brugia pahangi
Lineage: Eukaryota; Metazoa; Nematoda; Chromadorea; Rhabditida; Onchocercidae
Source: the annotation of a GenBank genome assembly
AUGGCGAUGACACCAGAAAUUAUAGUAGAAAAAGCUUCCAUUGCACCAGAAACUCCAGAAAAUCAACGUCGCCAAUAUAACAGAGUUAAACAACAACAAGGACAAUUGCUAGAACCACAGCAGAGUUCGUCAUCCUAUGAUUACUGCCAUUAUUAUCAUGAUAAUUCAGAUCAUCGGCAGAAUGCUUCUCCAUCCAAACAACAGUCACUUUCAUCACCCUCCGUUACUUUAUCAUCACCAAAACUGACAUUUCGUGAAUCGCUUCGUGACUUACAUGUUCCCAAAAUUUGGUCUAACUUACGAAAAUCAGCUUCUGAAAUAAGUCUAGUCUUGGAAGCGAUGCGUUCCGGAUCUUUACAAACGCAUGGAAUACCACCUUUACCAGGUAUUACGGUUGGCGGUGUUACGGUUGGCGAUAAUGCUCCCAAGUCAAUCCGUGUUUCGGCAGUGAAAAAACGAAAACGUCGUAAAGCAUUAGUCAAGUGGCAAAAUUAUUCACCCCAUCAUCUCAACGAACAAAUACGAUAUGUGCAAGAAGAAAAAGCGAUGCAGGCAGCACCAUCAGCGCCCAUUGAUGCAUCUAAAUUUGUUGCAUAUGUUACGGAACGACGGAAAAAGAGGAUUUUGUUUAAAGGAGAAUAUAUUAUGAUAUUACGAUCGGUGAAUCCGACCAAAUGUCGAUGUGAUAUCGGUCAGGCAAUGGAGAACCGUAAUCAAUUCCCUGAUACGCUGCCAUAUGAUUACAAUCGUGUCAUACUACGUAUGCUCCCUGGCGACAAAAAUUCCCACUACGCUAAUGCUAGCUACGUCAAUAGUUGGCUACGUGAGAAGGCUUAUGUUGUAACGCAAGCUGUUAGGACCAAACCCGCAAUAGCGGAAUUUUGGAGAUUGAUUUGGGAGCUUGGAUCAAAUUGUAUAGUUAUGUUAACUAAAGUUUUUGAUUUUAUGCGGGUCAUGUGUCUUCAAUAUUGGCCUGCUACAUCCAGUGAAUAUGGCCAAAUCGAGGUAGAAACAUUGGAGACCAAAAGUUACGCUCAUUUUAUCAUACGUACGUUACGGUUAUCAAAAGUGGAUCCGGAUGUGGGUCAGCAAUCUCGCGUGAUUAAACAUUUUCAUUUUACUGAGUGGGAACUGGACAGUUUACCGUAUAUUAGCGCCUUUAUUGAAUUACGUCGACGAGUUCGUCAGUACACUGACAAAUUUCGUGCCGAUGCACCAAUUGUUGUACAUUGCAGGUUUGUUUAUUUCUGA